AUGACGAGUCCAUGCUUUGCUCUUCGUCGCGCCGCAAUCGCCUGUAUCCGCCAAAUAAGCCAGAAAGAUCCAGACAACUUCUGUGAAUUCAUGGCAUCAGUGCCAACCACGCCCUCCUACCCAACUAUUUACACCAGUGCAACGAAUUUUAUUGGCAAUCUACCGGGUGAAAAGCCUGCAGUCUCAGCGAUAUCCUCAAUGUCUGCGACUGAGAAGCCUACUGAAGCUGCCAUCCCACCCCUAGAAACAGUGCUUUUUAGUCUCCUGGAUGUGGAGACAGAUUUGAAGUUGCGCAGCCAUUUGGAAGAAGCUAUUUCGAGUCUGCUUCAAGCCCGGGGCCUCAGCCACUUUUCUGGUUGGAUGAGGAGCCUUAAACAACUGUUGCAGUUGACAACCUCGAGGUUCAAUGCAGUUGGAGGGAUUCAAGAGCAGACAGGUUCUUUCAAGCCCCGACGAUCUUCGAAAGAAUGGGUCGCCGAUGAUGGGAACGGUGGCAGUGCGAAUAUACACGCAGAGGAAGAGGUGGAUGAGGAUGACGAUGAGCAGACCUUUGGUGCCAACUCGAAAUCCCGGCAUGAACGUUUUAGCCCUAGCGAUGCCAUCUUCAAUCUACCUCCAAGAUGGCCGACCCGCAUCCUCGCCAUCGCCUGCUUGCGACGACUCAUGUGUCUCUGUCACCAGGCCGCAGAGUUAGCCACAGCUGCCUCUCCCUCCAACACUGCCACAGCUACAGAAAUCGGUCUCCGUAGUCCACAGCUGUCUCGUGACUUGCCACUUACCUUGCUACAGCAACAACAACAGGCGCACUUUGACCUCGCUCUGGCACGCAAACUUCGCAGCAGUCUGACCGACACACCCUGGCUGGUUCUGCAUUUAGCUGAUCUGGUGAGGGUGACUUUCAUAGCAGCCACCUCGAGUAGUGAUUAUCUACGCCGAUUUGGUCUGUUUGCAAUGAAGCAUGUCAUUCAGCUCUUUGCGCCGGUGGUCGAUCCCGAUUCGACUGGAACCUACCUUUUGGAACAAUUCCAAGCCCAAAUCUCUGCGGCCUUGAGUCCAGCUUUCACCACUGCUGCGACCACCAGCAGUGUCGAUGCAUCCCCUUCGUCAUCGUCCUUCGCCACUGUCACCGCUGUUCCUCUCCCCGACAUCACCGCAGCUGCUUGCGAGGUGUGCGCCUGUUGGCUGACCUCUGGUGUACCUCGGGAAGCUGCAGAUCUCCGCCGAGUUCACGAUCUCCUCACCGCUUCGCUUGAAAUCCUCCGCUCUCCACCAUCCUCAAACUCUGCCUCCACUGCGCUCUUCUCCGAGGCCUGUGUGACUCGUCUCAAAUUAGCCGUACUUACCGCCUGGGCCGAGGUCUUCAUUGCUGCGGUGAGGUUUCGCGAAACGGCACUUCAAACCCUACAGCUGCUAUCCAUGUUAGAGAGCAGUGGAAGGGAGAGCAGCAGUGGUGGAGAUGCUCUUGGAGAUAUAGUUCAGCGACAGUUCUUUCUUAUGCUCGCUGGUGGUGGUGUUGGCAGUGGGAAUUGGGCCCAACCAUCGGUCAACGAUGCGUCAAAACUGUUGGAAGUGUUUGAAAAGGAGGUAGAUAAUGAAAGCGAGUUCAACGAGGAGGAGGAAGAUCAAGAUGAGGAGGAGGACGGCGAGGUGUUCCAUGAGGAGAUUGGAGAGUGCAGUGGAAGUGUUGAUGUCAAACGAAAACGUUUUAUUCGGAAAUCACGUCGCACAGUGACUGAGUCACGACACUCCUAUCAACUUCUAUCCCACCUAAUUGGUGAGGAUCUUCCCGAAUUGGCCUCAGAUUGGCUGGCUGCACUGCGCGAUUUCGCACUCAUCAAUCUCCCUGAUGAACUAGCUUUCCAGCGUCCUUCCACCGCGGGAGCGUUUUACGACACACAGACGGGUAUUGAGCAAGUGCGGCCGUUCUACGCACGCUCCUGGCUUGCAUUGCUCGAGGCUGCGACAUUGUGUUUGAAUACGGAGUCAAAAUGCACUUCCAAGUUAUCCUAUUCCGGUCAUGUAGCUACGGAGAGGCUAACCGUUGUCCCCAUGACACGGGACUCCUUCUUUCUUAUUUUUGGCAUAGCACUAGAGGCUAUAUCCGAUGUCAUUUCCAAGCCUCCGACCUCGGUAGUCGCCAAGUGUUUGCGAAUCGUGGAGUUGCUUUUCAUGAAUUCGCAGUCACAGCCCUACUUCUUUGCUUCUACUCCGCAACUUUUGGUCGAAUUGUUGUCGGUUCUGCAUCGAAUCAUCCUUACUCGUGACUCUGUCUCUCUUCAUCUCGCCUGUCUUCGAGUUCUUCACCUCCUCCUUGCCGCGGCUGACAACAGACUCCGUACUGUCCUUGGUGCUGCUUUGAGUUCCUCUGGCAGUGGCAAUGUCGAAGAAGGCGCAGAAGCCAUUCAAAUUUGGUUGGAGACGGGCCAAAGCCUUGAGGAAUUAUUAGCAGUUCCUCUCUGUCCUUGCGCUACCGAUAUGGAAGUUGUGCUGAAAGCUCUCGAACUAGCCGAUGGGGGUUCCAAAUCCUGUUUUGAAGAAUCACCAGAUUCUUCAUGUCGCUUAGUCCUUACUGUAAUGCAAGUAAUCGUCUGUCUCCUAGCUCGUUACCAUCCUUCUGUUUUGCAAUCACCAGUGUCGAAGCAUACUCCAUCUUCAAAAAUUCCACCAGCUUUCCCCAAAUCAUUGGCAGCUGGACACAGAAAGGCACCAGUAAUUUUGGCUAGUGCAAUUCAUGCUCUUACCGCUUUGCUUCGGAUCACCUCACCUGAUGUUCUCUCAAUCAAUCCGGAUAAAAAGGUUUCGGGUGUUUUACCUGUCAUGUGUCGAUUGGUGUCGCGAAUCGCUCAGCUGGAGCUUUUAAAAUCGUCACAAAUGGAAGCUCACGAACCAGGAAUACUUUCAUCGUCAAACUCUACGGGAUUGGACGAAGAGGGUGGAGUAGCGGACGUUGCUAGCUUGGAAUCUACUUCCACUAUAUCUACUGUCGCCGCUUCUACUGCUGUCACAUCUGGUCCGCCAGACCUCGGUACUAUCUCUGCCAACGCCUUUAAAGCAGCCACCACCGCAGAGACGGAUAUCACUUCCACAAGUUCUGGCGCUAAUGAUACCGUCUAUUCUACUGCCAUCACAGCUGCAGAAGCCGCCAAUUUCAGUGCUGCAGGACGUUGCUGUGCCAGUCUCAAUGCAAAACUAGGAUGGAGCCAGGAGCAGGCCUGCCUAGCUGACGCUUUAGUUGCUUUCCUCGCCACGGUAGCUCAACAUCACUGCCGACCUGCGUCCGCUAGUACUAUCGCCUCUGCAUCUGCAGCAGCCGACACUACUACCUCUACUGAUCUUUCUUCAAGCAGUGCUUCGGAGAUGGUGGAUGAUGCAGUGUCUAGCAGCACUUUGCCCUCUGUUAGCCAAUCCAAGAACACAAUUAGUGAUGUUGUUAAUGAAUCUGAGGAUACGCCAGCAUGCGAUUGGCAUCAGCUUGUGAUUGCUUGUCUAUUAACCUUUAUUCAACAUGAUCAUGCUUUUGGAGGUGCAUCAAUAACGGUAACGGGAGAGACAAAUGGAGAAAUUGCGAUAAAGCGCACUGCGAGGUGCUGCCUUACUGCGGCGUGCCUCUCAGCUCGCGUGAUCGCUGCUGCGCCACUGGCGGUGUUCCGCUGUCGUGCCGUGGAGUUCGGCAUCUUUGACUUGCUGACAAGGGCAUGGCGGGAUGCAUCAUUACCGGCGUCGCCACAAGCUCCCUUGAGUGGUGCUACCACCCGUUCUGUUUGUCUCGCUGCCAUUGAAAUGCUCGUCAACCAUCACGAUGCUGAUGUAUUCCACUGGUUGUAUGAACUCUCUUUGGUCACCACCACGACCUCUGGAGCCAUUUUUCCAAUCACACCAGCAACAGGGGAUGUGUUCGGUGAACUACAGUCGCCAAUGUUACAACAACAUGCUCGCCGUCUCUUCCUCGCCAAUCUGGAGGAAGCUGUAUCUGCUGCUAUAGCACUUUCCGUCAAUGUCGUGGACAUUGCCGAGGCCUCAGGACGUCAGAACCUUCUCAUAAUCCUUUUACCCCUCUUCUGCGAUCUGCUCCAUGACACUGAUUCUUUUAGUAGCGAUGACAAUGGCAGCAACGAUGGAAUGAGAGCAGUACGUCAAAUGCUUCAUAGUUUGGCAUUGAAGAACUUGCUUACCCUCGGUUCUCGCUACCCGGCGGAGUUUCGACAUGUGGUGGCGAAGGUUGGUAGUCUGAAACCUAAAAUCGAGGCUGCUGUGAAAGCUUCGACAAAUGCUACCGACGCCUCCACCAGUGCCACUUCGACAAAGAAAGGUACAAUCGCCACGUGUCAGCGGCUGCAACAUCAACAACAACCGAGGGUUGAAAUUAAAUUAAAGACAGAGUUUUCAAACUUCACCUAG
Molecule: messenger RNA, 4398 nt
Organism: Hydatigera taeniaeformis
Lineage: Eukaryota; Metazoa; Platyhelminthes; Cestoda; Cyclophyllidea; Taeniidae
Source: the annotation of a GenBank genome assembly